GGUGAUUAUAUCAAAACAAUUUGGCAGAGCGUAUCGUUUUUAUUUGUUAAAUACGAGAGUGUAAAUAUUCUAUUAGAAGAUGGCCCGAAAUACGAAGAAAAAAUUGGCGAUAUUCGCUGGAACAUCAAAAUGUUUAAUAUAUGCAGAAGCAAAGUACUGUGCCUCUGAAAUGCCUGGAGAAAUAAAAUAUUACGAGAAAAAAUGGAAAGAAAGAAGAAAAGAAAGAGAAGGGCAGGAAGAGGAGAAAAAGGAGGAUGAAGAGAAAAAAAGAAAGAUAAAAAUGAAGUGUCCUAGAACCGAAUAUUGUUGCGGUAUUGGUUGUUGCGUAUCACCUGGAUUACAUUUUCAUCAUUUAUGGUAUUAUUGGAUAUUGGUUAUAAUUAUGUUCCUGGUAUGUUCCGGUGGUGGAUGGUGGUAUCGAUAUUGGUUACAAGGAAGAUAUAGAGCAGCUGCAUCAGCUAUUCCAACUAGAGUUUCCAAUUCGCGAGCUCAAAAUUCUCUUCGGGGUGGAACGAUGUGUCAAGGGCAGAGAGCUCGUAUAACGUAUAAUUCAGCAAGGAAUACCGUUUUGUUGCAUCGUAUGUGGAAAGGCCCACAAAGGAAUGGAGCGAUACCCAGUUACACCAGCAACAACGCAACAACGUCGACUCAUUACCAGAACAUGAGCGUUAUGUUAAAUGAUGCAAAUUGUCCAUAUUAUCAAUUAUAUGGUCCACCUCCAAGCUACGAAACCGUGAUGGCUCAAACACGUGGUAAAGUAUCUAAUCCGGCUUCGCCAGAAUCAACGAAUGCCCGAUCAUCAAGCGUUGCGUCAAACGCAACGAAUUCAAAUGUAUCCCAAUGUUUCUCAUAUACGUGCAACCUCUCUACAGGAUUGAAUAACACUUUGGAUCAAAAUACGCAAUACUCGAAUGGUGAUACGAAUUCUCGGCAACUUGAACGCCGAGAAGGUAUCCCGUUUGUGCAUUUUCCUCAAUAUUGCUCGGUCACAGACGGAACAAUUAGGCAAAACGUAUGUCUUCCUUUCGUCUAUCGUGAACAACAAUUCGUUCCUAGAGAUACCUUUAGCCAUAUAUAUCAAACUAGUUCCAUGAAUUGUGUUCCAUAUCCGUUAGACAAAUCAAAUACCUCGAAUGCAAAUCAAAGUUAUCGAGUAACGAAUACCGAAAGGUAUACAAUGGUAGAAUGUACAGCAGGUAGUAGUAGAGAACAAGAAGUUUGGGAUGAUCGUUCAAUUUCUAAAGUGCACAAUAAUCAAAUAAAAAGAAAUGCGAAUGAAAGAAUGAAGGAAAAAAAUUUGGGAGAAGAAGAAGAACAUGAAUCGGCAAUAGGGACAAGUUUCUCUUCUCUCUUUAAAGUCGAAGGAAGUAGCUCGAAUGAUUCAAAGUCGAUCGAGAAUUGGUUGGAAAGUUUCGAUUCAGAGUUAACGAAUGAUCGUCGUAUUUAUGGCGGUUCUUUAAAAAUAACCGGCAAAUACGCCGAUAAAGAAAGAUUAGACAAAUAUUCCGUUCAAAGGGCUUUCUCGAAAAUUCUGCCCCAUUCUUGCGAUGGACUUAUUAAUACAGAGCCAGCGUCUAUCGAUAUGUCUCAUAACGUAAGUUCUUUAGAAGGAAGAGCUAACGUUAGUGCGAGUUCUUUUCAAUCAAAUCCAUCCAAUAAUGUGAUAUUAAAAUGUUUUGUUUCCGACAACGCGUCUUUGUCCGUGGAGAAUAUCCAAAAGUUUGAACAGUCUCUUUCUCGUCCCGUAAACACUAGUACAAAUUCUGAUCUUGAAAGUAAAUAUCGAUUAGACAGAUCUAAAUCAUUGGACUGAUCACUCAUGGAAUACUCGUGAAAUACUUACAUUUGCUAGCGUAUUACGCAUAUAGUGCUUAUUCUUGUACUCGUUAUUAAUUCAUACGUAUUUGAUCACGUUAUUACCUUGAAAUGGAUCGUUAACGCGCUAAUAUAUAUUAUGAAUCGCAGUAAAACAUUCAAUUCAUCAAUUCUUCUAUAAUCAAUCCAA
Apis cerana (Asiatic honeybee) is the source of this 2005-nucleotide messenger RNA. RefSeq lists its product as uncharacterized. Gene Ontology annotation, cellular component: cytoplasmic vesicle membrane. The record is from RefSeq and is a predicted model, not a curated record. NCBI's taxonomy places the organism in Eukaryota, Metazoa, Arthropoda, Insecta, Hymenoptera, Apidae.